AUGUCUCUCCGCCGGCUGCGUCAGGAUGUAACCCUCACUUGGCAAGGGGUUGUAGGCAAGAGACAUGAACGAAUAUUACUUAAUGCUACUUCUACUGCUAUUAAAAAUAAUGUGUUCGCGAUCGUUGGUUGUUGGUGUCAAGAUGGCAUCAUCAGGAAUGACUUCGAGGGCCCCAACCCAGACGGUUCCUAUAAGUGGGCAUUGCAGACCGAGGAUGGUAUAUACCACGAGCAGCGGGGCUCCUUGCAGCCGGGCGCUGAGCAACCCACUUUAGUGGUGGAAGGACAGUACCAGUACACAGCGCCUGACGGACAAGUGAUCAACGUCCUGUACAAGGCUGAUGAGAACGGGUUCCAACCGCAAGGGGAGCACCUCCCCACACCUCCCCCAAUUCCCCCAGCCAUACAAAGAGCGUUGGACUAUCUCGCAUCACUACCAGAGAAUAGAAAUAUCAAGUGAUAAGAAGUUAUCAGAGAAAAACAGAUAAUAUAGUCAUAGCAUUAAGGUGGCUAUUGGCUUGCUUUACCUGUUAAGAGACGUGAUGAGAUUUAUACCUGUUAUUGAUGAUAUUUAGAUAUACUUUUUUAUAUGGUUUUUAUACGAAAAGAUUAAAACAUUGUCGAGUAAUCUUUAUAUAACAAUUAUAUUUUCUAAUUCCUAUUUACCUACAAAUUGAUGUCCUAUGCUUUUAUUUCUAAAUAUAUUUGUUUCGAGUGAUAGAUUGUGUUUUAGAAUGUUAUAAUCACACACACACACACAUCUUAGAAUUAAGGGUCAUUUAGAAUUAUGUUCAGAGUGAAUCAUUUGUGAAUUUAUAAGAGAAACUUGUCAUCGGCUUUAUUUAUUUAACAGAAUUGAAUGUAUGAUUUUUGUAAUACAUGUUGAAUUGCAUUUAAAUAAAAUAAAAUCAUGUUACUU
Messenger RNA from Diatraea saccharalis (sugarcane borer), 918 nucleotides. The record is from the annotation of a GenBank genome assembly. Lineage: Eukaryota; Metazoa; Arthropoda; Insecta; Lepidoptera; Crambidae.